AUGAAUCAAGUACCUGAAUGUAUAAUAUGUUAAGACAUAUACUAUACACCUGUAACUUUGCAUUGUGGUCAUACAUUUUGUAAAGAAUGUGCAAUCCAAUCAUUAUUAAUAAAACCUUUAUGUCCUAUGUGUAGAACCCCAACAAUAGGUAAUCCCCAAAAUCUGAGACCAAAUACAACAUUAAUGAAUACUAAUGAUGAAAUAUUUUAAGAUAUUUUUGAAGACGGGUUCGAAUUUAGUGUCUGUGAAGGUGUCGAGCAACAUGUCGCAAUAAUUAUCUUAUGA
Messenger RNA from Ichthyophthirius multifiliis, 285 nucleotides. Its product is annotated as zinc finger family protein, putative. The transcript has 4 exons. Lineage: Eukaryota; Ciliophora; Oligohymenophorea; Hymenostomatida. The record is from RefSeq and is a predicted model, not a curated record.